Messenger RNA from Musa acuminata subsp. malaccensis (wild Malaysian banana), 1570 nucleotides. Its product is annotated as probable xyloglucan endotransglucosylase/hydrolase protein 28. Lineage: Eukaryota; Viridiplantae; Streptophyta; Magnoliopsida; Zingiberales; Musaceae. The record is from RefSeq and is a predicted model, not a curated record. Gene Ontology annotation, molecular function: xyloglucan:xyloglucosyl transferase activity; hydrolase activity, hydrolyzing O-glycosyl compounds. Gene Ontology annotation, biological process: cell wall biogenesis; xyloglucan metabolic process. Gene Ontology annotation, cellular component: cell wall; apoplast.
CCUCACCUUUCCACUACCACACCUUUCUUUUCUCCUCCCCCAAGAAACAUAAGACGACGAGAGAGCUCUCGCCUCAACAAAAUAAAGAUAAAUCAGUGAGACAGAGAGAAGGAGAGACAAGGUAGCUCAAGGCAGAGAAGAAAAGAGAAGCAAAGUUGAAGAGGAGAAGUAGAAAUGGUUUCUUCUUCUUCUUUCUUCUUCCUCUUCUUGUUGUGUUCAGUUCUGUUCCUCUCCGAUGAGGCUACAUCUCUUCCGGAGCUACCCAACCUCACCACCCUCUCUUUUGAGGAAGGCUACACGCAGCUCUUUGGAGACUCUAAUCUAUUGCUACACCGAGAUGGUAGAGCUGUCCAUCUUGCUCUCGACCAGCGAACUGCUCUUUUAGGUGCUGGAUUUGCGUCACAAGAUCUUUAUCUGCAUGGAUUCUUCAGUGCCUCCAUCAAACUACCUUCAGAUUAUGCCGCUGGAGUCGUUGUCGCCUUCUAUAUGUCGAAUGGAGAUGUAUUCGAGAAGUCACAUGAUGAACUGGACUUUGAAUUCUUGGGGAACAUAAGGGGGAGGGAAUGGAGGGUUCAGACAAAUGUUUAUGGGAACGGGAGCACAGCAGUUGGAAGGGAAGAGAGAUACCAACUUUGGUUCGAUCCCACAGAGGACUACCACCAGUACUCCAUCCUGUGGAGCCAUGAGAGAAUCAUAUUUUACAUUGACAACAUUCCCAUCAGGGAGGUGGUGAGGACACAAGCCAUGGGUGGGGAUUUCCCCUCAAAGCCCAUGUCCCUGUAUGCCACCAUAUGGGAUGGUUCUACCUGGGCCACCUCUGGCGGUCGCUACAAGGUCAACUACAAACUUGCCCCUUACGUCGCAGAUUUUGCUGACCUCAUCCUCCAUGGCUGUGCUGUUGAUCCUAGUGAUCACAAAACAGCCUGCCAGAGAUCCGAUGCUGUAUUGUAUGAUGCCAUCACUAUGUCAGCUGAUCAACGAACGGCAAUGGCCAAGUUCCGAAAGAAGCACAUGACCUACUCUUACUGUCAUGAUCGCAUUCGUUACCCAACACCCCCACCAGAGUGUAUGUUUGUUGGUCCUGAAUCCCAGAACUUUCUCGCAUCAGGCGACGCAAAGUUCAACUAUCGCCACCGCCGUGGUAGGCGUUAUGGCCGAAGCUCAGUAGAUGCAGUUCUUUGAAUCUAAGUGAUUGAACAUUGAAUAGGUUCAUGUACUCUCAGGGUUUUUUUCUUUUUUUCCUGUGUACCACGCAUUUUGGUGUUGUAUAGCAAAUUUAUUUGGUGUGGAGUUUGGGGAGCUUUGAGUAGAGCUAUGUUGGGUCGAUUCACAUGGGUUCAAUGACAUACACAUGUACUGAGGUUUACCACAUAGCCCGAGUCGAUACAGUAUGAGCGGUACAUAUCGAUCUGACGAGCAACUGAGAUGUGGAUUGCUCGAGUCCUCGUCGACACACCCUAGCAUAUCGUGUGUCAGUACACCAGUAUGAAGCAGUACAUACCAUAUUGCCAACAACCUUGAAAUGUACAACUAAGUCUUUCAAAGCUUGUUUCAGGGUCUAUUUUGUUCA